AUACUAUAUAUACACAUAUAUACACAUAUAAAUAAAUUAGGCUAUGAGUAGGUUAAGGAAUAAAAAAUCAGAAUCACAGAAUCAAGAAUAUCAGACAGGGGAAAUGGCCUCCAUACCAAGUUGUUUCGGAGCUUUCUAUGUUAUUUUGUUGGCCAUUUCCUUCACUGUUGGCAAUGGUGCAAAACUCUUACCAGCAAGGUUCUUCAAUGUUUUGGACUAUGGUGCUGUUCCUGAUGGAAGAACAGACAAUGUUCAGGCAUUUCUAAGGGCAUGGGAUGAUGCUUGCCAAUUUUAUGGGAGGAGUAGAGUUUGGAUUCCCAGGGGGGUGUUCAAGUUGGGGUCAGUGAUAUUUAGUGGACCAUGUAGGGCAUAUCAAUUGGCCUUCUUGAUUAAGGGCACCUUGAAGUCUCCUACAGAGAGGUCUGAGUUUAACACAGACACUUGGAUUGGGUUCAAUUACAUGAACAAUUUGGUGGUUAAAGGUGGUGGGUAUUUGGAUGGUCAAGGUCCUUCUGGUUGGCCUUACAACGAUUGCUCCACCAACCCCCAAUGUGGCCGCCUCCCCGCUACAUUGACGUUCAACUUUGUGAACAACUCUCGAGUGAGUCAUCUGAGAUCAAUCAACAGCAAGAACACCCACAUCCACGUCUUUGCAUGCAACGGCCUGAGAAUCAAUCAGGUGAGGCUGACGGCGCCGGCCGAGAGCCCCAACACCGACGGAAUCAAGAUCGGAUAUUCCAACGGCAUCCGCAUCACAAACAGCGUCAUCCAGACCGGCGACGACUGCGUCGCCAUGGUCGCCGGCAGCAAGAACAUCAGAAUCUCUCAAGUAACCUGCGGCCCCGGCCACGGGAUUAGCAUCGGCAGCAUCGGAAAGAACGCCGGAGAUUUGAUCUCCGGCAUCCACGUCAUCAACUGCACCUUCAUCGGCACCGAUAACGGCGCAAGGAUCAAGACGUGGGCGCCGUCCAUGUCGAGUUUGGUCUCCGACAUCUUCUUCGGCUAUAUUCACAUGAUCGAUGUGAGGAAUCCGAUAUUCAUCGACCAGAAUUAUUGCCCCGGUGGUGGCUGUAACAGCUACAGUUCGGGGCACUCGCAGGUGCAGAUUAACGACGUGACGUUCAACAACAUUUGGGGGACAUCGACGUCGAAGGUUGCGUUGGCAUUGGAAUGUAGCCCGUUGGUUCCGUGCAAGGAUGUUAAUCUUGUGGACAUAGACCUGAGUUAUUUUCGCCGGCGUGAAGGGCCGGCGCUGUCGAGCUGUAGAAAUGUGAUCGGAAGAUCCAACGGGAUAUUGUCCCCGCGUGGUUGUUUGUAGAGCAUUUCGUGGAAUUUCAUGAUUGUUUGAAUAAUGUACUUAGGACGUGCAUAUUUCGUGUUUUACAUAUUAGAAAAGAUUUUAG
This is a messenger RNA of Ipomoea nil (Japanese morning glory), 1403 nucleotides long. Its product is annotated as exopolygalacturonase-like. Bases 44 to 1318 code for a protein of 424 amino acids. Gene Ontology annotation, molecular function: polygalacturonase activity. The transcript is spliced from 4 exons. Gene Ontology annotation, biological process: carbohydrate metabolic process. The record is from RefSeq and is a predicted model, not a curated record. NCBI's taxonomy places the organism in Eukaryota, Viridiplantae, Streptophyta, Magnoliopsida, Solanales, Convolvulaceae.